Williopsis jadinii is the source of this 474-nucleotide messenger RNA. It is a transcript of the gene TMH18, whose product is annotated as Tmh18p. The record is from RefSeq and is a predicted model, not a curated record. The transcript is spliced from 2 exons. The coding region runs from base 1 to 474 and encodes 157 amino acids. Lineage: Eukaryota; Fungi; Ascomycota; Saccharomycetes; Phaffomycetales; Wickerhamomycetaceae.
AUGCUUCUUCCAACAGUUCACCUCUUCUCAUGGGCCUUCAUCUGGGGAGGCUCAGGUUACUACUCGUAUGUCGCCUCACCAAUUGCCUUCAAGACCCUUCCACGUAAGGAGUUUGGCGCUUUGCAAAACAAGGUGUUCCCACACUUCUUCCUUGCCCAGACGCUGGCUCCCGUUGUCGUGGGCCUGACUGCUCCAUAUACGUUGUCCACCGGGGCGAUCAUUGCCCUUGCGAGUGCCGUUGUUGGUGGUGCUGCCAACAAGUGGUGGUUACUGCCUUUGACCAAGGGGUUGAAGGAGAAGAGAAACCAACUUGAGGCGGAGGGCCAGCAGGACUCCGAAGAGUUCAAGCAGGCAACACAGCAGUUUGGCAAGUUCCACGGUGUUUCUCUUGGAUUCAACCUCUUGAACUUCCUCGCGUUGACCUCGUACGGGUUCAUCUUGGUGAGAGGCCUCGUCCGUUACGCUCCAAAAUGA